Messenger RNA from Cynoglossus semilaevis (tongue sole), 3454 nucleotides. It is a transcript of the gene myo19, whose product is annotated as myosin XIX. Gene Ontology annotation, biological process: actin filament organization. Bases 177 to 3056 code for a protein of 959 amino acids. The transcript is spliced from 23 exons. The record is from RefSeq and is a predicted model, not a curated record. Gene Ontology annotation, cellular component: myosin complex; membrane; actin cytoskeleton. Gene Ontology annotation, molecular function: actin filament binding; microfilament motor activity; ATP binding. NCBI's taxonomy places the organism in Eukaryota, Metazoa, Chordata, Actinopteri, Pleuronectiformes, Cynoglossidae.
CAGAGCGGGCGGGAGUCAUAGGAGACAUUAGGGAGGGAACCAGAAAGGAAGUUGUCCUUGAGGCAUUUCUGACAGUAAUGGAAAAUGUCAGGAUUCAACGGAGUUAAAUAAUACUGUAAUGUAGUUUUUUAAAAAUGUUUUUGACGUCGUGUUUGCACAUCCACAACGUUAGAUAAAUGAAUUCCUCAGCGAAAGAACGCCGCAUUGGCUUACGAUACGGGAAUGAAAAUGGUACGGAACAUUCUCUUCAGUCAUCCUUGAAUGACUCUCUGGAGGGUGAAAUUCAGGCUUUCCUCACUGAUGAAGAUAAACUCCAUACCUAUGAUGACCUCACCAAGAUCAACCCUGUGACCACUACAACAGUGCUAAAAUGCCUUCAGGCCAGGUACAAAGCGAAGGUGUUCUACACACAUGCUGGCUGCUCCUUGGUUGCACUAAAUCCCUUCCAGCCAAUGCCACACCUCUACCGUCAGGAUGUUAUGAAACAGUAUCACUUUGCUCCACAGCCCCAGGAGUUAAAACCACACAUCUUCAUAAUGGCAGAAGAGGCGUACAGGAAUGUCCAGGGUCAGCUGGAGCCAGUCAAUCAGUCUCUGGUGGUCAGUGGUGAGAGUGGUGCUGGCAAGACGUGGACGUCUCGGUGCCUGAUGAAAUACUAUGCCAGUGUGGCUGCCUCCUCUUCAGUUACAAAGAGUCAAGGAACAGUGGAAAAGAUAGAACGCAGAGUGCUGGACUCUAACCCUCUCAUGGAAGCUUUUGGCAAUGCCUGUACACUACGGAACAACAACAGCAGUCGCUUUGGGAAGUACAUCCAGCUUCAGCUAGACAGGAAUCAGCUGUUAGUUGGUGCGUCAGUGCAAACAUAUCUGCUGGAGAAAACCAGGGUGGCCUGCCAACCAGCCAAUGAGAGGAACUUCCAUAUUUUCUAUCAGAUGAUGAAAGGAGCCACAGAAGAGCAGAGAAAAGAGUGGAAAAUGCUACAUGGGCAGCAUUUUGCGUGGUUGCCAAAGACUGAAAAAGAAAUCGAGGAGGACUGUAUUCAUGAAACCUUAGAAGCAAUGGGUCAUCUGGGCAUUGACAAAGAAAGACAGAGACAAAUCUUUAUGGUUCUUGCAGGUCUUCUGCAGCUGGGCAAUGUGAAUGUCUCAUCUUCCGUGGAUGAAUCACAAACCUGGGACAUUGAAAAAGAAUCAAAAGACUUCUUGGAAAAGGCUGCGGAGCUGCUUUGCGUCCCAUUUGACGAGCUUUGGGAGUGUUUAAGAGUGAGGACUCUAAAGGCGGGAAAGCAGAGCAUCCUGAAACCCUGUUCUCAGGCUGAGUGCCGCUUGAGAAGAGACUGUCUGGCCAAGGUCACCUACGCUCGUUUAUUUGAGUGGCUGGUGAAACUUGUCAACAAGAGCAUAUCUGCCGAUAAAUCCAUGUGGUGCAACUUUAUUGGAAUUCUUGAUGUUUAUGGCUUUGAGUGUUUUCAGAAAAAUCUCCUAGAGCAGCUUUGCAUCAACUAUGCAAACGAAAAACUGCAGCAACAUUUUGUGGCCCAUUAUCUUAGAGCUCAGCAGGACGAAUAUGUAUCAGAAGGUCUGCAGUGGUCCUUUGUCAAAUAUCAAGACAACCAGAGCUGCUUAGAUCUAAUUGAGGGGAGCCCCAGCAUCUUUUCUCUUCUGAAUGAGACAAGUCGUCUCAAUAGGACCCCUGAUGCCAAGACCCUCAGAGUUCGUUUGGAGAUGGAGCUUUGCAAUAACACUCACAUCAGCUGGAACAAGUUCAGUAAUGUACCCCACUUCACCGUAGCCCAUUAUGCUGGUCAAGUUGACUACCACCUAGAGGGCAUGGUGGAGAAAAACAAGGACCCAGUGCCACCAGAACUCAUCAGUCUGCUGCAGAAGUCUGAAAACGUUCUGCUUCGAGAAAUAUUCAUUAACAGGGACACUGACAGGCUGAUUGCCAAGGACCUAAAUAAAAUCACAGUGGUCUCCAAGUUCAAGAAUUCUCUAGAAAACCUAAUGAAGAUUCUUAACACUACGACUCCGCAUUACACCCGUUGCAUCAAACCCAACCGAGGCUGCAGACCACUGACCUUCAAAAAGAAAGAGGUUCUCAUGCAACUGACAGCCUGUGGGAUUGUGGAGACCAUUCACAUCAGUGCUGCCGGCUUUCCAAUCAGAAUUCCUUUCAGAAGCUUCGUACGGCGUUAUGGACUGAGGGCAAAACAUUCAGGUUUCAGGUUUUUUUUGCUGUGUCCCUCAGUCAACAGUGAUCUUCAGCAACAGGUGGAGCAGCUUCUCUGUGAGGCGUCACCGUCAAACGACACUGGUCACAACUCAUGGGGUCACUGUGGAAGAACCAAAGUUUUUCUCACCCAGUCAAUGCUGGACUUGCUGGAGCAUCGGAGGAAGAAGAUCCUGUCGCAGUGCGCCUUCACCGUUCAGUGCUGCUGGCUGCGGCAUCAGAGACGGAAGCGCCAAACACAACAGAGAUCUGCUACUCUGAUCCAAGCAGCUGUGCGAUCCUGGCUGGUUAGGAGGAAGGUUCGCAGGUAUCACCGAGCAGCUGUCGUCAUUCAGAACAGCUGGAGGAGAUGGAAGGAUCUAUUAAAGUCCUUGGCUGAGUCCGAAAUCGAUGACGUAGAGGACCUGACGGAAGCCAACAUGUCAUCAGUGAACUUUAUUGGUGGACAAGCCUCAGUGCAGCUCCCCACCCUGCAGGAGCCAGUCACCGUGCGAGGGUGGCCAGUGGGCCUGGCCUUGGCCUCUGCUGCAUCUGUAAUUGUUUCUUUGACACCUACGGACUUCCAGAAAAUGAUCUCAAUGAUUUCCUCACUAAACCUGCAGUCCACUAAAGAGAAGUACAGAGUGGAGACUAACCAGUACACCAAAGACCUCGCUUCCAUACGGGCUCAGCCCAGGAUACAGGGAUCUGUCAAACUGCACUUUCAACAGUCUCCACUUCUCCAUGCGGACAUGCGACCGGACUUCAAGAGUGAUAUUACAGGGUUUAAUGAGAUCCUGCUGGAGAGAAUUUCCUCUUUUCAAAACACUAAAGAAAGACUCCAUUAAUCCGAUUCAAAGGUGGUCACAGUGUAAUCGCACUCAUUAAGACUGGUUCUAAAUUGGGAGAUUAGAAGUAUUUUUUUUAAAGCGGCCAAAGUUUACCCUCGUAUUAUUAAGUGAUGCAAAACGUAUACAUCUAGGUAUGUAUUACAGUGGAAUUCAAAGUACUUAUUACAUGUGGAGAAUGCAGGAAUUUAGAGUUCCUUUUUAAAGAACAUUUACACAGAAGGGUUGAUUCAACAAAAUACACCUCACGACUGAUAUUAUGCCAAACAACUGUGAGUGAGAUUAUGUUGAUUAUGUUGAUGUUGCACUUUUCGUCUGUUGAUUAUGCAUUAUCUUGAUUCAUAAAAAAAAAAUUGCAAUUUUCUUUAUCCAGACUUGUAAUUUUUGAAAAGUUCCUC